AUGCCACAGCAGUCCAGAAAAGUCCAGUCUCGACGACGUCGAGGCGUCACCGUGCGCAAGGAGCGCACUUGGGACUACGGCGUGAUACCCUACGAGAUCGACACCAUCUUCAGUGGCGCCCACAAGGCGCUCUUCAAACAGGCCAUGCGCUACUGGGAGAACUUUACAUGCAUCAAGUUUGUGGAACGCGAUGCUAAACUUCACUCCAACUAUAUUUACUUUACGGUUAAGAGUUGCGGGUGCUGCUCCUUUCUGGGCAAGAAUGGCAGUGGACGACAGCCCAUCUCCAUUGGACGCAACUGUGAGAAGUUUGGCAUCAUAAUACACGAGUUGGGCCACACCAUUGGAUUCCAUCAUGAGCACGCACGUGGGGAUCGGGACAAGCACAUCAUCAUCAAUAAGGCGAAUAUUAUACGUGGACAGGAAUAUAACUUUGAUGUCCUCUCGCCAGAGGAAUUCGAUGAGCCUCUGCUGCCCUAUGACUACAACUCCAUUAUGCACUAUGCCAAGAACUCCUUCUCCAAGAGCACGUAUCUGGACACCAUCACGCCCAUUGGUCUUAGCCCAGGUGUUCACAUCGAGUUGGGACAGCGACGUCGUCUGAGUCGAGGCGACAUUAUGCAGGCCAAUCUUCUGUACAAGUGUGCUGCAUGUGGACGCACCUUCCAACAGAAUUCUGGCCAGAUUGUGGCUCCCCAUUAUGUCUACACGGGUAACAAUUUGCUAACGGACUUCGAGGGGAGUGGCGAUGUGGGCGAGGAUAAGGCCACCGAUGCUGGUGACUCGCUCAGCGUCUGCGAGUGGCGGAUAACAGCCACGAAUGGGGAGCGUAUCAUUCUGCAUGUGCAGGAGUUGCAGCUGCUAUUAUCGGAUAACUGCACACGAGAUUAUCUGGAGAUACGAGAUGGUUAUUGGCAUCGCUCGCCACUUGUGCGUCGCCUUUGUGGCAACCACAGCAACGAGGUGAUCACCACCGACACAAGUCGCAUGCUCAUCAAUUAUGUCAAUCACAAUGCCGCCCAAGGAUAUCGAGGAUUCAAGGCACGGUUCGAGGUCGUCUGCGGCGGAGAGAUUCAACUGAGCAAAGGUCAGUCCAUAGACUCCCCCAACUAUCCGCUGGAGUACAUGCCGAAUAAGGAGUGCAUUUGGCAUAUCACAGCACCACCUCAACACCAGGUGGCUCUCAAGUUCCAAUCCUUUGAACUGGAAAAGCACGACGGUUGCAUCUAUGACUACAUUGAGAUCCGCGAUGGCAGUGGAAGCGACUCAAAGCUGAUCGGACGUUUCUGUGGUGACAAGCUGCCACCGAACAUCAAAACCCACAGUAAUCAAAUGUUCAUCAAGUUUGUGUCGGAUGGAUCCGUACAGAAAUUGGGCUUCUCCGCAGCUCUCAUGCUGGAUGUGGACGAGUGCAAGUUUAUGCAACACGGCUGUCAACACAUCUGUAUCAACACCUUGGGCAGCUAUCAGUGUGGAUGCCACGCCGGCUACGAGUUGCAGGCCAAUGGCAAAACCUGUGAAGACGCUUGCGGUGGAAUUGUGGAUGCGACACUGUCCAACGGCACAGUUUACUCGCCCUCGUAUCCCGAUUUCUAUCCGAAUGCAAAGCAAUGUGUCUGGGAGAUUGUCGCGCCAGCGAAUAGCGCAGUGUUUCUGAACUUCACCCACUUUGAUCUGGAGGGCACCAAAUUCCAGUACACCAAGUGCAGCUACGAUUAUCUGAUCAUCUACUCAAAGAUGCGUGACAAUCGGCUGAAGAAGAUUGGCAUUUACUGCGGCAAUGAGUUGCCAUCGAUUGUCAACUCCGAACAGAAUAUUCUGCGACUCGAAUUCCACUCGGAUCGCACCGUGCAACGCAGCGGAUUUGUGGCACACUUCGUUCUAGACGUGGAUGAGUGUGCCGUGAACAAUGGCGGCUGCCAGCACAGAUGUCGAAAUACGUAUGGAAGCUAUCAGUGCAGCUGCCGGAACGGAUACACGCUCCACAAGAACGGUCACAACUGCACGGAGACGAAGUGCAAGUUCGAAAUCACCUCGUCCAAGGGAGUUCUGCACAGCCCGAACUAUCCGAACGACUAUGCCCGGAAUAUAUAUUGCUACUGGCACUUCCAGACUGUUUUGGGUCAUCGCAUCCAACUUACUUUCCAUGACUUUGAUGUGGAGAGCCAUCAGGAGUGCAUUUAUGAUUAUGUUGCCAUCUACGAUGGACGAUCCGAGAAUAGCUCCACACUGGGCAUCUAUUGCGGUGGCCGGGAACCGUAUGCGGUGAUUGCCUCCAGCAAUGAAAUGUUUAUGGUUCUCAAGACGGAUGCGGGACUCCAGCGUAAAGGUUUCAAGGCCAGAUUUGUAUCCGAGUGCGGCGGCUAUCUGCGUGCCACGAAUCACACACAGACAUUCUACUCACAUCCCCGUUAUGGAAGUCGUCCGUAUGGUCACAAUAUGUACUGUGACUGGCGUAUAGAGUCCGAUCCGGACAGCAGUGUGAAAAUCAAGUUUCUUAGCUUUGAAAUCGAGUACUCAGAGCACUGCGACUAUGACUUUCUUGAGGUGACCGAGGAGGGCAACGCAAUGAAUACCAUACAUGGUCGCUUCUGUGGGAGAAGAAGACCUCCAAUUAUUGUAUCCAACUCGGACACACUUCUGUUAAAGUUCCAAACCGAUAAGGAUAAUUCGCAGCGCGGAUUUGCUAUUGCCUUUGUGGCCGUCGAGCCCCCAGUCGACGAGGGUGGCGAAGAUUUUGAUGCAGUUACUCCGUUUCCUGGCUAUCUUAAGAACAUGUAUUCUGAGACGGCGGGUGGCGAAGAGCAAACUAUUCAACGACCACAUAUUUGGCCACCGAGCAGUCUAAUGUGACUUUUAUUUACCUUUUAAUUAUAUUUUUAAGUUUUGUUGUUGGAUUUGUAAAUAAAUAAUCUAAAAAAAAUCA
Molecule: messenger RNA, 2926 nt
Organism: Drosophila innubila
Lineage: Eukaryota; Metazoa; Arthropoda; Insecta; Diptera; Drosophilidae
Product: dorsal-ventral patterning protein tolloid
Exons: 6
Coding region: 1-2853 (950 amino acids)
Biological process (GO): proteolysis
Molecular function (GO): metalloendopeptidase activity; zinc ion binding; calcium ion binding
Source: RefSeq, a predicted model, not a curated record